CCACGAAGUAUGUGUGUUCCCCGUCCCGACAAGUCGACACGGUUCCGCCUCAGACAUCUGCAUGCAGUGUCAUACCGGUCGUCAUCGGAAAUUCUAUCCACUAAUAAAAAGAUAAUUUCUCCACAUAGAAAAAGAAAUUAAAAAAAAAAUACAAAAGACAGAAUUCGCUCCAUUUUCGGGAUCGGCCGGUCAGGUCAGCUCAGUCCGCCCGGCUCAUUUGCCAUGCAGCCCCACCACCGCCUCGACGGGGCGGUCGCCUCUAAGCCACUAGUUGGUUUCGUCUCCUCCACUGCCGCCCGCCGUGGCUCUGUUCACCCGUUGACCCGCCUUCCCGGCGGCUCAUCCUCAUCCACCCGCCGCCUUUACCCGCUCUCCGUCUCCUGCCACCGGAGUCUCCCCGAAGAGAACGUGCCAUCGGAUGGGACCGGCCGGGGCCUGGCCACUACCAGGCGGAGCGCGCUGAUCACCCCGCUCUUGGCGGCUGCCGCGAGUGUGGUCCAGUCCGCAGUGUCGGGAGCAGCUGAGGAGAAGGCACCUUCUGCUGCCACUCCUCAGCCGCCGGCGGCUCCUUCGCCUGCUGCAACCGGUCCUGCUUCUCCGGCGGCUGUGGAGGAGGAAGAGGUGGUCAGCUCGAGGAUUUACGAUGCCACGGUGAUAGGGGAGCCUAUGGCGGUUGGGAAGGACAAGAGCAAGGUGUGGGAGAAGCUGAUGAACGCGAGGGUCGUAUACUUGGGGGAGGCGGAGCAGGUCCCCAUUAAAGACGACAAGGAGCUGGAGCUCGAGAUUGUCAAGAAUCUAAGGAAGCGGUGCGUCGAGGCCGAGCGGUCGAUCUCCCUGGCCUUGGAGGCCUUCCCCUGUGACCUGCAGGAGCAGCUCAAUCAGUUCAUCGAUAAAAGGAUCGACGGGGAAACCUUGAAGUCUUUCACGUCGCAUUGGCCUCCUCAGCGGUGGCAAGAGUACAAGCCUCUACUGAGUUACUGUCGUGAUAAUGGAGUUCGAAUUGUUGCCUGCGGAACUCCUCUCAAGAUCUUGAGAACUGUUCAAGCUGAAGGAGUCCGUGGGCUCUCCAAGGCAGAGCGAAAAAUAUAUGCCCCCCCUGCAGGCUCGGGCUUCAUUUCAGGCUUCACUUCCAUCUCGCGCAGAUCAUCAGUCGACAUAAACCCUUUAAAUCAGCUUGUUCCUUUUGGCCCCAGCUCAUAUUUGUCGGUACAAUCUCGGGUGGUUGAGGAGUACACCAUGUCCCAAAUAAUCUUACAGGCAAUAAACGAGGUAGGACCCAAUGGGAUGCUAGUCGUGGUCACUGGAGCAAGCCACGUCGCAUACGGAUCAAGGGGCAUGGGGCUGCCUGCAAGGAUCUCAAAAAAGAUGCAGAAGAAGAAUCAAGCUGUUAUAUUGCUCGACCCUGAAAGGCAGUACAUCAAAAGGGAGGGAGAGGCCCCUGUUUCAGAUUUUCUUUGGUACUCGGCCGCUCGACCCUGCAGUAGAAAUUGCUUUGAUCGUGCUGAAAUUGCCCGUGUUAUGAACGCAGCAGGCAGGAGGCGGGAUGCUUUACCCCAGGACCUUCAGCAGGGACUUGAUCGUGGUCUAGUAUCUCCAGAAGUUCUGCAGAACUUCUUCGAUCUCGAGCAAUAUCCUCUCAUUUCCGAGCUCACUCAUCGAUUUCAGGGCUUUCGAGAGAGAUUACUGGCAGACCCUAAAUUUCUGCACAGACUAGCCAUAGAAGAAGCAAUAUCGAUAACAACCACACUCUUAGCACAGUAUGAAAGACGUAAAGAGAACUUCUUCGAAGAACUCGACUAUGUUAUAACUGACACUUUACGAGGCUCAGUGGUCGACUUCUUCACUGUGUGGCUCCCUGCCCCGACGCUCUCCUUCCUCUCGUAUGCUGAUGAAACAAGUUCUCCUAAUAGCAUGGAAGCUUUGCGUGGGCUCUUGGGUUCGAUCCCCGAUAACGCAUUCCAGAAGAAUCUUGCUGGCAGGGACUGGAAUCUGAGCCAUAGGAUCGCGUCAGUAAUUUUUGGUGGUGUCAAACUUGCCUCAGUCGGAUUUAUUUCCAGUAUCGGGGCUGUGGCUGCCUCUAAUUCCUUAUACGCAGUAAGGAAUUUCGUGAAUCCCAAUUUAGUCGCCAAACAGCUGAAUAAAAGAUCGCCAAUUCUUAAGACAGCACUCGUGUAUGCAUCCUUUCUUGGAAUAUCAGCGAACCUCCGGUACCAGAUUAUUGCGGGCGUGGUGGAGCAUAGAAUCGCAGAAGAGUUCUCUUCUCAAACUUUGUUCGUAAACAUGCUGUCCUUUAUUGCUCGGACAGUCAAUUCCUACUGGGGAACUCAGCAAUGGGUUGAUCUUGCCCGAUUCACGGGCCUGCAAACAAGGAAGAGCGUGGAGCCCAAUUAUCAGACAUCUGAACCUCCAACUCCAGCUACACUUCCAUGCAGUACAACAGAAGAAGCGAACAACGAAGAAAUCAAGAACAAGUGAGGUGUCAUAAUAAGACUCAAGUUUACAACAUCAGACUAAUUUUUUCUUGAGUCCUUUUUGGUCUCACAGAUGUACAUCUAUGAAGAGAUCGUUCUUCCAAAUUUUGCCAAAUGCCAGCAUACUGAAUACAUACAGCAUUCAACCGAAGUGAUUAUGAAAUAGAAUGUAUUCAAUGUGUACAGAGCUUACCAUGAACCUCAUCCACUCUACUCAGUCAAAUAAUAAACUCUUAUGGCCCUAAA
This is a messenger RNA of Punica granatum (pomegranate), 2717 nucleotides long. The record is from RefSeq and is a predicted model, not a curated record. NCBI's taxonomy places the organism in Eukaryota, Viridiplantae, Streptophyta, Magnoliopsida, Myrtales, Lythraceae.